Molecule: messenger RNA, 1969 nt
Organism: Cuscuta campestris
Lineage: Eukaryota; Viridiplantae; Streptophyta; Magnoliopsida; Solanales; Convolvulaceae
Source: the annotation of a GenBank genome assembly
AGGAAGUAAAAUCAAACCGUACAAGCAGUACCGUUCAGGUUAAAAACCUUUAUCCUCUUCUUUCAGCUUCAAUUUCUCCCACCCCCAAAAACGCAUUGAGAUUGGAAGGGAAGAGAGAAGCUAGAUCCUGUCGGCGUCGCAACCGUUCAUAGCUCGUCGCCGCCUCGCCGGUCCGCCAGCAUCGCCACCGCUCGUCAUUACAACGAAAAUGGAUUUGCGAAGGACGAACGUUCAUCCAGGACCAAUUAAUAAUGAUGUACUAGUUCUAGGACCCGGCGAGCAUCGAUGUGAUAAAGUGUGGCAAGAUCGAGCGUUCGCGGAUGUUCCGUUGAAAUGCGUUAAGUAUUAUGGUAGCUUGCGUGAAGGGUUGGGGGUGGACCGUCAUAGACGUGUUACGGGGAUUCUGCGAGAGUACGGGUUUUACGGAGUGGAGAAGAUUUCUAAGUUACAGAUUGAUUGGGCUCUGAUUACUACCUUAGUGGAGAGAUGGCGGCCAGAGACCCAUGCCUUUCAUCUUCCAUUCGGUGAGGUCGGCAUCACAUUACAGGAUGUCGAGGUUCUUCUUGGUCUCCCCGUGAAUGGCACUCCUGUGGUUGGUUCGGCAGAAAGGACGAAAGCUUACUGGGUGCAGCUGUGUGAGGAUAUGAUGGGUUUUAGGCCUGAUCUAGCAGACUUGACGAAGACGCAGAUCAAAAUGACUGCGAUUACAUUCAUUGGGCUCACUGAGCAUAGCGUCGAGGUCGACUUUAUGCAGCAUACGCGGGCUCUGAUGCUGAAGAUUAUGGGUGGAGCCUUAUUUGCCAGCACGACUGGUAAUAAAGUGAACUUAUGCCUGAUUGAGUUAUUAAUGGGUACGGCACAGGAGGUGCGGAGUCGGGCCAUAGGCGCAGCUGUAUUGGCCUGCCUGUAUCGUAACUUGUGCAACGCGGCUCUUGCUAACACCGCACAGAUCGCAGGCCCACUGGUUUUACUACAAGUUUGGGCUUGGGAGCGCAUCCCGAUGUGUAGACCACAGGGCAUGUUACUCCCUCAGGACGUCGCGGGAGCGGCGUACGGUGCUAGAUGGGUAUGUUCUCAUCGAUGGACAUCGUCGUCUGCUCAUUCAAUUAGGCCAUACCGAGACCAGCUUGAUAGACUUCAGGAGAGCGAGUUCAUUUGGACACCUUAUCCAGAGUUGCAUCACUUGCACCCAGACUGCUAUGCCGGGAUAGGAGUGUGGCGAGCACGUGUUCCAUUGAUUUACACGUACAUGGCGGAGAUGCAUUACCCGGAUAGGUUCUCUCGUCAGUUUGGUGGACUCCAGGAUAUCCCUGAGGCAGUGGAGUAUGAUCGUGCUUUGCACUCCCUCAGAACUACAACAGGAAACAUGGCUCCAAGAAUGGUACAUUUGGUUGCGAAGUGGGAAGCGCGACAUCAGAGUUUAGUAGAGUUUGACCUCAACCAUGCCGGAUUCACUGCGGCAUAUCGCCAUUGGUAUUACUUGCAUUGUAGACGGCUGAUUGGGAACCCAGAGCAUCGUGCUGAUUUUGUACCUGGAUACGUGCCGAUUAGUCCAGACAUACAUUGUUUGUUAUUCAGUAUGUUGGACAUUGCUCGAGUCUCAGAUCUUGAUCUUCUUGGCCCAGCUCCGGAUCUGUACGCACUAGCGCAUGAUGUGCACAAGCGAGCAGUGCAGUCUAUCAAAGCCGCGGGGUAUGGCCAGAUGCUUUCGCACCCAACUGAAGCACCAGUGUAUGACCCGGUUGUAGUACCUCGAUGGCAUGAUAGACGUCGUGAUUCACCGGCGCGUGGCAGACCCCCCCGAAGACAACGACAAGAGAGACAGGCUGACAUUGAAGACAAAAAGAUCCAGGACAAGCUGAUCAAGGACGAGGUCGAUGCAUACAUUGUUCCAGGACAACAUCAUGAUAAUCACUCUGACUCCUAAAUAUAUUUUUACGUAUGUAGUUCGUGGAGAUUUAAUAUUUUA